AGCGACCAGACAGCUCGGCGUGCGUCUUGCGAGAAAGCUCCGUUUUGACUUUGCCGAUCGCAGGCACUUGAGCUGAGGAUCCGGUCAACGGAUAGCAGAGAACGGUCAACGGUCAACGGUCAACGGUCAACGGUCAACGGUCCACGGUCGAUCGUGGAGCGCAUCAUGGCCCGCAGUGGAUCACUUGCGGGCUCGACAGCUAUGGGGGGAAGGAGAAGCCAUGGAGGUCAAGCGUACCUCCUUGUCUGUCUGGUCGGGGUCGGGCUACUCUUGCUGGCGAUGGCAGAGAUACGGCACGCGGCUGCAUCCGAUGGCGCUGGAAAAGGAUUAGGAGUGGAAUAUAAAACCGAAAAUGAAAAGAAAUCCGGUGAUGGUGAAAAAUACUUCAAAUAUCCGGAAAAGGGGGACGAGAAAAAGGGGGAGGAGAAAAAGGGGGAGGAGAAGAAGGGGGAGGAGAAAAAGGGGGAGGAGAAAAAGGGGGGAGAGCAGCAAAAGGGGGAGGAGGAGAAGAAGGGGGAGGGGAAGGGGGUGUGCAAUUACUUUCGUGGGGGACCAGAACCUUCGUACGAGAAGCAACCGAAGGAAGGAGAGAUAGAUUACUCUCUGUACGGUAAGGAAGGUCGAGCUUGUCUUCUGCGUGCUCUGCAUGCCGCCACAUUUGAAGUGCUCGACAGGGACAAGACCAUGGCGGCCACGUUGCUGAGGAUGUCCUUCCACGACUGCCUGACGCGCAGGGAUUGGGCGAAGGGUGCAUGCGAUGCUUCCGUGCUCCUUCCUCGAGAGAUCAACCACCCCCAGAACGAGAACCUCCGACGCGCUGCCCCGGUGAUCUACGAGAUCCGGGAGCGCGCAGCGCAACAGUGCAAUGUGGUCCCCACCAAAGCCGACACCAUCGCGGCCGCCGGUGCUGCUUCCAUCGACUGGUCCGAUCUGGAAAAUCCGGAGAAGUACGGGUUCACAAUCGGUCGUCGGGAUCGGAACCCCGAGUCCAGGGGCGAUAACCCGAUGACGCUCCCGCUCGCGACCGAGACGCUGGACUCCAACCUGGCCAAGUUCUGGGCGUCGGGACACCUGGAUGCCCACGACUCGACGCUCUUCACGAUCGGAGGGCACAGCAUCGGACGGUCAGCGUGCGAGCAUUUCUCCUUCCGAUUGAACAACCAAACGUGCUGCAGGCCCGUGGACCCGACGCUGGACCCUCGUCGCGCUUGCAAACUCACCCAAUUCUGUCGGUCGGGCGAUGGAGGCGAGCAUCAUGGUGAUGAUGGUGGCGCAGAAGGAGGGAGGAAAAUGUCGGGCGAUGGCGGCAAGACUCGCGGCGAGGAACACAAAGCAGAAUCGGGCUAUGGCGGCAAAACUCACGGCAAAGAACAGAGAAGAGUGCACUUCGACUUCAUAACUCCUUUCAAACUGGACACCUGGUACUUCAAGAUCACGCUGAUGAACAAGGGAUUGCUGACGACGGAUCACGCAUUCGGACACGACCCCAGAACCGCACCGUACGUGAAGUUCUACGCUCACAACCAGCAGGCCUUCGACGUAGACUACAUCAAGGCCUUCAUCAAAGUCAGCCUCGUCGGCAUCAACCAUCACAAGACCAUCGUUCCAAACAACUACUUCUACUGCAAAACCGGUCACCAACAAUCAGCUAAGGGGUUCCAGCAUUAGAUUGGUUCAUUGAUUGAUUGAUUGAUUGAUUAAUCGAUUGAUUUAUUGAUUGAUUGAUUGAUUGAUUGAUUGAUUGAUUGAUUGACAGAUGGACCGAUCAAUAGAAUCAUGGAAACUUUGCAUGAGAAAUUUUGAAGACCGAAAUGAAAAGAAGUUCGUCUAUGGGUUGAUUACGUUAUAGAUAAUGUGUCAGGGAGUGAUGAUUGCUCGAUCAGAUGAGUGAUUACAGUGCUGAUUCUCACAGAUUUCGAAAGUGCUCGAUUCCCGUUUGGUUGGGACGUCCGCGAUAGGGACUUGCGCGUUAUCAUCAUGGUUGUUGUCCCCUUCCGAUUAAGAGUUCCUGAGUUUGCGCUUCGAUCUGACAGGUGGUCUCACCUCCUUUUCCCAAUCUGUCUUCUCUAUCUCAUCUUCUUUUCUCUCCAAUCCUCCUCCUCCUCCUCCUAAUCCUUUCGUCUCCCCUCUCUUCCUCCCUCUCUUUCCCUUCCCGGUUGCAGUCGCUUUGUUGCUGAGCUUGCUCAUCUCCAGAUGCUUCGGCCUGGCUCCUGGACAAUCGGAUUGGAAUUUUGUCGAGUGCCACGUGUGCUUGCCCCUGUUAUUCGAAUCAAGCAAGUGCUCAAGUGACUAAUGAAAAGAAUUGAUCGACUGAUUGAAGUUCUCGAUCGGUUCAUUGAUGUUUUCAAUCGAUUGAUAUUUUGUAGCAUUUCCAUCAAUUGAUUGAGCCUUUCCAUUGACUGGUUCAGCUUUUAGAUGAAUGGAUCGAUUUACUAGUAUGCUGAGCCUAGUGAGCCGCAUCAUAAUCGGUCUGUGGAAUAGACGGAUGAGUCGGGAUGACAAAAUUAUACCUGUGGUCAUUCAUCUCUUCAUGAUGAGUAAUUUUAGA
Chara braunii is the source of this 2548-nucleotide messenger RNA. Lineage: Eukaryota; Viridiplantae; Streptophyta; Charophyceae; Charales; Characeae. The record is from the annotation of a GenBank genome assembly.